GUAAGUAUGUACCACGGAUAUAGAUAGUAUCUAUAUACUAACUACCAUGAUAGUAGAAUAGAUUUAAAUUUUUCAUUUAUUUAAUAUUUAUUUCUCAGUGCUCAAUGCUUAUUGCUCAUAAUUAUUAAUUACUCUUACAUACUUAAUAUUAAUUAAUAUUGGUCCCUUAAUUUUUAUGUCAAACACCUCAAUGUUAUGAAACACCUCAUUUUUAUUUGUUUUAAUAUUUUGUUAUUUAUUAUUUAAAAUAAUUUUUAAUUUUAGUUAAAUAUUCUAAGUGGGCAUUAUUUAGAAACAAAUGUUUCUGCAUAAAAAACGCCUUACAUACUAUUUCUUGGCAAGUUUUUCAUUCAUUCUAGGAUGCACAUUAACAUUGUUCGUUCUGCAUCCAAUGACAUUAAAACCAAACGCUUCACCAAAUGUAUUUAGAAUUAAGUUGCUUGUACUUGUCAUAUCAGCUGUAAAAAAUGUAAAUCGUAGAGAUGCUAUACGUGAAACAUGGGCUCAAACAAAAGGAGACUUUAAAAUACUUUUUGUUGUAUCAAAAGACAAAUCUUUAAAUGCUGAAAAAUUGGUUCAUGAAGAUUUAUUGGAGGUAGAUGAAAAGGAUGAGUAUAAACUACUCACUCGUAAAAUAAUAGCAUCAUUUUCCGGUGUAUAUCAUAUAAACUUUGAUUAUCUGUUAAAAUGUGAUGACGAUUCUUUUGUCAAUGUGCCAUUAGUUGUCAAUGAGCUAGAACAUAUGCCUAAAAAAAGGUUCUACUGGGGAUAUUUUGAUGGUAAUGCAAACAUUAAAAAAAGAGGUAAAUUUAAAGAAACUGACUGGAUAGCAUGUGAUAGAUAUUUACCGUAUGCUUUGGGAGGAGGCUAUGUUUUAUCAAAAGAUCUUAUCAUCUAUAUAGUGAAGAAUCGAGAUUACCUAAGUUUCUUUGCUAGUGAAGAUGUUUCGGUUGGCGCUUGGUUAAGUCCAUUAAAUAUUACUAGAAAACAUGACCGGCGAUUUGACACAGAAUGGUAUAGUCGUGGAUGUCAAAAUGAUUAUUUAAUAACACAUAAACGUAGUCCUGAAAUGAUGAGACUGCACUGGUCAAACAUUAUUCAGACUGGAAAACUAUGUGAUAGAGAGUUCAAAAAUAUGGCUUCCUACGAGUAUAACUGGUCAGUGAUGCCAUCUAAAUGUUGUGUCAGAAAUUUGUCUUUAAUUCCAUAAAUAAAUUUUCAACAUAAAAAGACUGGUUUAAUUAUUAAUUUAAUAAAUUUGAAAAUUGGAGUUUUUUUAUUGUUUUGAAUAAAAAGAAAAUACAUAUAUAAAUUAACAAUACAAAUUUUAUAUAGAGAUUAAAUUUUAUUCUUAUUAUGUAUGCAAUUCAUGACAAUAUUACAAAUUACAAUAAUUUCAAUCAUUUGUUCUUACGCCGUAAGAAAAUUAAUAUAACAUUAUACAUUAUAUGUAUGUAUAUAUAAAAUAAAACUUAUUUCAUUUUUAA
This is a messenger RNA of Rhopalosiphum padi (bird cherry-oat aphid), 1487 nucleotides long. RefSeq names its product beta-1,3-galactosyltransferase 6-like. Gene Ontology annotation, biological process: glycosaminoglycan biosynthetic process. Gene Ontology annotation, cellular component: membrane. Gene Ontology annotation, molecular function: UDP-galactosyltransferase activity. Lineage: Eukaryota; Metazoa; Arthropoda; Insecta; Hemiptera; Aphididae. The coding region runs from base 299 to 1210 and encodes 303 amino acids. The record is from RefSeq and is a predicted model, not a curated record. The transcript has 2 exons.